Molecule: messenger RNA, 614 nt
Organism: Polychytrium aggregatum
Lineage: Eukaryota; Fungi; Chytridiomycota; Chytridiomycetes; Polychytriales
Exons: 3
Coding region: 63-347 (94 amino acids)
Biological process (GO): mitochondrial respiratory chain complex IV assembly
Cellular component (GO): mitochondrial intermembrane space
Source: RefSeq, a predicted model, not a curated record
GGUUGAUUCGAUCACCACCGCCCCGAAGCAACUGUUCGCCGCGCAGAGCCACCUCGUUCAGAAUGUCGAUGGGAUCAAGCUGGCAGCAAUUCUCAAGGUCAGUUCCACCUGAGCGUGGAAGCUUCCCCCUCGACUUCCAUGCGCUGUGCAAGGACAAUGCGCUCAAGUACAUGAAGUGCCUGAAGGAAAACCAAGGAAACAGCUCGGCCUGCCGUGAGAUGACCAAGCUCUAUCUUGAAUGCCGCAUGGCAAACAAACUCAUGGACAGAGACAGCCUGGCGAACCUGGGCUUUAGCGAGGAUGUCACCAAGCCAGAUCAGCCCAAGGCAUCAUCAAAAGCACCCUAGAUACAUCCAGUGCAUUCACCACAGUCAAUCAGUCCGAGAUAUCAAAGGGCGCCCCUGCCCUUUUGAGGACGGGCCAGGACUCCUGCGACAUGCGCGAAGCUGCUCCUACCCCUCUCAAAUCCGUAGGCUGCAGCGUCUCGCGGUUGUGCGGUUCUGGAGUCGUGCAACUGUUGCCUGCGGCGGUCGGCGGUCGGCGGUCGGCGGUCGGCAAUAGAAUGCCUGUCGCUGGCUCGCAGCACGAUCUUGAAUACAUCUGUCAAUCCCAAC